AUGGCACCCCGGACAGAUACAUCGGUCAUCAUCGACGCUCCGCCCGCUCAGAUUUGGGACAUCCUGGCAGACUUCGACCACUGGAAAGAUUGGAACACCUGGUUUACUGAGAUUCAUGCACAUGACCCAGACGUGAACGUCGGCACACCAGUCACAUUCACGAGCGCACCGUCCGAGACCGCGAAGCCGGGGACCUACACUGUGCGGAUCUUCACAUGGGAGCCAGAGAGGGAGAUUUCUUGGAAGGGAGGACCAAUGCCUGCGAGUCUGGGUUGGGUGAUGCAGGGAUAUCACUGGUUCAGACUCGUGCCGCAGGAUGGAUGGAAGAAGACGAUGUUCGAGCACGGAGAACAGAUAGAGGGUAUCUUGAACAUUCUGGUGACGAAGGGGAUUAUGGAUGGCUUGAAGGGACAGGCUGAGAAGUUCAAUAAGGAGUUGAAGAAGAGAGUCGAGGGCGGAAAGAGUGCCUGA
Molecule: messenger RNA, 471 nt
Organism: Exophiala xenobiotica
Lineage: Eukaryota; Fungi; Ascomycota; Eurotiomycetes; Chaetothyriales; Herpotrichiellaceae
Exons: 1
Coding region: 1-471 (156 amino acids)
Source: RefSeq, a predicted model, not a curated record